Molecule: messenger RNA, 3033 nt
Organism: Scleropages formosus (Asian bonytongue)
Lineage: Eukaryota; Metazoa; Chordata; Actinopteri; Osteoglossiformes; Osteoglossidae
Product: chromobox protein homolog 1-like
Exons: 7
Coding region: 1374-2009 (211 amino acids)
Cellular component (GO): nucleus
Source: RefSeq, a predicted model, not a curated record
CACAUGCUCUGUCUAAGUAGUGGUUUGCUGGGCUCUGGGUUUUCUUUGUUUCCACAGACGAAGGUUUCUGUAGGGAAUUGCAAGGCACCUUGAAAUCCGCGUGCUGAUAGCUAUAAUUUUACCAGGUCUUUCCGUUUGGGAGUCUAAAAGAAACACUCUGAUAAUAUAUAACCGCAGAGCAGACACAAAUUAGCUGGUUGCUAGCUAACCCGCCGCCUAACCAUUCUUUUUUUCUAGCGAACGCGAGGUAAGUUGUUUUUGAAUGAAUUGAGUCUUCAGCGCCGGCGAACGGUGGCUUCUUCUUCUUCUGUGCCUUUCUCCCGCCUCUUUAUUCCGUAAAAGUGUAAAAUGCGCGAGCGCCAGGUAGACGAGUCCAGCAGCACAGCAGUCCUUGCGAAUGAGACUGAGGGCAGAGGAACACGACGAGCUGCGUGAACGGGAAGGCAGAAAAGACCCGCUUUCUUUCUUCCCCGACACCGCACAUCGCCUCAAGUUCUUGGCCACCAUCGUUGACAAAGUUGCAUUGAUGUUGAAGACACGGAUAAAAUUGGGUAGCGCUGCCUGUCGGAAUACAUGCCAUGGCGCGUGCGACCCCGCGUCUCGUGGACCGUACAGACAGUAGCUUCCUUCUCGUUUGGAGACGAACGCCGUUCGCGGCGCUCCUCUGGUUCAAAUGGAUUCCAUGAUCAUUGUCACAGCUGCCUUGGCUUAUUGUGUGUUAUUGUUAUAUCUUACGGCGAACGCUAUUGUAUGUCUUGCCUAGUACAAUAUAUAAAAAAUGUCACUACUAGUGUUGUGUAAGGGACUAAUUAUUAGGUUUCUGUGGACGUCAGGUAGCGCAGUCUACGCACAGUCACAGCAGUGCUAAGCCUACUCUUCCCUCUUAUAAUUUGCGCUAUUUACUAUUUAUUUUCCUGUUUCAUUUUUCCUUUCCUCUUUCUGAACCUAAACUUUAGGCAGCAGCAUGUCAUUUGUGCUGCUUGUAUCUGUAACACUGCAGUAAGCGGCGUCAGUUACACUAGCCUUAGUGACUAGGUUGUACCACGUCCUUGUGUAAGUUCAGAUUUCCGUCAGGAAUUGCACUGUCUCAUAAGGCUCCAGAAAGAAUAAAAAUACAAGUCCACCUCUAACUGAACUUUUAAAAUUAUAAUCAUGCUUAAGGACCUGGAAGUCAGACCUGAAGAUUGCUGGUUGCAGUCAUAGAAAGGCACUUGAAUAUCAUGAGAGGAAUUCUGCCCCUGUGAAUUUGUCCCAAUUUGCCCAUACUGAUGGGCACAACACCGCCAUGUAGUGGACUUUCUCUGAUAUUUUAAUGUCCUCGGAAACCUUAUUGGCAAGAACUCGCUGGUUCCACAGACUCAUCCCUGCCGAAUAUGAGCCAACCUUCAGAGCUCCCUAAUGAUGCUCCUACUGUUACAGCAGCCCCACAAUCAGAAGCCAAGCUGGCGGCGACCACUGGGAAGAAACAGAGUAAGAAAAAGGUGGAGGAGGUGAUAGAAGAGGAAGAGGAGGAAUAUGUAGUGGAGAAGGUUCUGGACCGUCGGGUAGCCAAAGGCAAGGUUGAGUACCUGCUGAAGUGGAAGGGCUUUUCUGAUGAGGAUAACACCUGGGAGCCAGAGGACAAUCUUGACUGUCCAGACCUCAUUGCUGAAUACCUGCAGUCGCAAAGGAAGCUGCAUGAAGCUGGCAGCAAGAGGAAAACCACCGAGUCUGAGACGGAAGCAGCCGGAGCGGGAGAGGAAAGCCGCCCCAAAAAGAAGAAGGAUGAGCCUGAAAAACUCAGAGGCUUUGCUCGAGGUCUGGACCCUGAACGCAUCAUUGGGGCUACGGACUCCAGUGGGGAACUCAUGUUUCUCAUGAAAUGGAGGAACUCAGAUGAAGCAGAUUUGGUCCCAGCCAAAGAAGCCAACGUGAAGUGUCCUCAGGUGGUCAUCUCUUUCUAUGAGGAACGACUGACGUGGCACUCGUACCCCACAGAAGACGAGGAAAAGAAAGAUGACAAGAACUAGUAUAGAGUUGACUGCCUUGGGGAGGGUGACUAACAGCAUCCCAUCUGUUUUUUCAUUUUAUGUUUUUUUUUUUUUUUUUUUCCCCCCCUCACCUUCUUGCAGAAAAAAUUUCAGAUGUCAACUUUAGGUGCUUGUUUGCUAAAGGCAGUGUAAUGAAAAGGAUUAAGCAGGAAGAUACAUGGGAUGUGGCUCUGUGGAGGUUCACCUGAGACACAAGCUCGUGAGCUAAUGGGAAAUGUGGUAUCUCUUUUCUGUUUUGGUGCGUUGAGUCCGUUUGAGGAACUAUGGAGUUUCACGUCAGGUGUGAGUUACCUCGUUCCCCAGAAGUUGCUGUUCUUCACAUCUGCAUUCAUUUCAGUUGAUGAAGAAAGGACAGUCUCACAUCACAAGUUUGUGUUUAAGUUGUAGAAGAUGAAGCUGUCUGGAACCCUGAACCACUCUGAUGGAGGUUCUCAGAUGGUUUUGCCUUUGCCUCCUCUAUGCACACGUUAAACCGCUGCCCUCUGUGGACGUUCAUGUAGUGAUACUGCCUCCUAGUUUAGUGGCUGUCAAGUUUGCUUUAUGUGUUUGUCUUGGGAACCCCAGACUCGGGGAGUAUUAUGUCAGACUUGUAGUGACGUUUCUCUGUAAAAUUUUUGGAUCAUUGUUUACCAUGUUUUUAUGUGAAAUAUGUAUAUAGUGUUUUCAUAUUCUACAGGAAACUAUUUUAAAUACUAAAAAUAGAAGCAUCAUACAAGCUGAACUGUAAUAUAGGCAUAAUUGCAGUGAGGAUCAACGCUUUUGUGUAGAUAAUUUUAUUCUGGGUCUGCAUGUGACUUCAUAGCAUAAGUGACUUUUUGCAUUGGGGUCCAAGCAGUUAAUUUUGGGGGUUGUUUGCAAAGUUAACUUGCAAACUAAUCAGUAGUGUGUAUGGCUCUCUGGUUUGCUAAAUGAUACACAGUACUUUUUUAAUUGUACUUGUAACCUACAUUUGUUUAGGUUUCAGGCUAGGUCCCAAUUUAAAUAAAAAUGUUUUUCUAAGCUG